Messenger RNA from Plenodomus lingam JN3, 1911 nucleotides. RefSeq lists its product as uncharacterized. NCBI's taxonomy places the organism in Eukaryota, Fungi, Ascomycota, Dothideomycetes, Pleosporales, Leptosphaeriaceae. The record is from RefSeq and is a predicted model, not a curated record. Gene Ontology annotation, cellular component: mitochondrion; cytoplasm; cytosol. Gene Ontology annotation, biological process: folic acid-containing compound biosynthetic process. Gene Ontology annotation, molecular function: dihydrofolate synthase activity; ATP binding; tetrahydrofolylpolyglutamate synthase activity.
AUGGCCAAGAUUCAGCCCGGAUUGGACCGCAUCAGCCAGCUCUUAAAAAAUAUUCACUUCCCAUGGAAGGCGAUACACGUUGCUGGCACCAAUGGCAAGGGGUCCAUAUGCCAUUAUACAUCGUCUCUUCUUACCAAGAAAAUGGUAAGAUGCGGUAAAUUCACCUCGCCGCAUCUGGUAGAUAGAUGGGAUUGCAUCUCCAUCCAUGAUAAGCCUGUCGAUGAAAGUCUUUUUAGGAAGAUUGAACAGCAUUACACGGGACUGAACGACAAGGAAAACAUCAACGCCUCACCAUUUGAGAUCCUCACCGCCACUGCUUUCCAUAUCUUUAAUGAAGAACGUGUUGACAUCGGCAUAGUCGAAGUGGGCAUGGGCGGGAAGCUCGACGCCACCAACAUCCUUCAGAACCAAAUCAUUUCCGUCAUAUCGAAGAUUGCACGAGACCAUGAAGCCUUCCUCGGCACUACACUGCAGGAAAUCGCUCUGCAUAAGGCUGGUAUCCUCAGGCCAAGCAUACCUUACAUAGUCAAUCCUUCAAAUGAAUGGGCUGUCCAUGAUGUGAUCGAUCAAUAUGCCAAAGAGAUCGAGGCCGGUCCACGCCUCACUGGCGAUUCUCCGGAGACGCAGCUGUUGCGUGCCACACCAGGUUGGAUCCAAUUCGCCCGGCAUAAACAGCCAUUUCAGCGGGACAAUGUAAUCAUGGCCAUAGUGGCAGCCAGAGAAGCAACCAAAAGCUUACAGUUACAUUUCUUCCCCAGUCAGAUCGCUUCGUGUUUGAAGGCAAUAAGAAAAGUCCCAAUUCCCGGGCGUUGCGAAGGUGUCUAUGCACAACCCGUCUUCGGCGAGCACAUGAAACUAGGACGAAGGAUUCUUCUAGACGGAGCUCACAAUGCGAAUGCAGCUAGAGCGCUCAAUGAGCAUGUACAUGCACAUGAGAGGAUGAGGACCAUCGAUGAUCGGCGUCCUCCAAUAGGUGGUUGGCCAGUCACAUGGGUUCUUGCCAUGACAGAAGGCAAAGACGCACGGUCAUAUCUAACGCAAUUACUUAAGCCAGGCGACAAUGUAGUGACUACGUCUUUUAGCCCAGUCGAUGGCAUGCCCUGGGUCAAACCCAUGGAUCCAAGAGAAUUGCUGGACAUCGCAUUGUCUGUGCAACCUGGAAUCUCUGGUGUACACAUACCCGAAGGCGGACCAAUGCGAGCGCUCUGUGCAGCCAAACACCUGGUUGAGGGUGCACAGCCCAUUGUAUUGACCGGAAGUUUGUACUUGGUCGGCGACUUCCAUCGCGAAAUACGAUCUAGGACUGGAAGGGAAUAUUGGACAGACAAUAGGCACGAGGCGGACCGAGCCAUGUUCCAAGAAAUGCUGGAAAAAGAGCGUAUUAGAGUUAAUCUCUCGCUCUCGCGAGAUUGUACAUCUCUUGAUGAGGUCACCUCUUUGAAAACGUUGUCCGACCAGAAAAAGAAGCGGGACGAGGAACGUGAGAAGCGCGAACUCAUGAAGGAGCAGAUCCAAACGCUCGAUGAGGAGCUGAAGCGUCUUGAAGAGGCUGAGCAGUCCAUCUCCCCGUUGUCGUCUGUUGCAUCCGCUGCCACACAGUCCGCGUCGAAAUCAGAUGGAAAAGACAAGUCCGAAGCGACUUUGGCAACGCCGUUGCAGCGACAGUAUGCCAAAUCUUUGAAUGACAUACGAGCCAAGUUGCAUGCACUCGAGACUGCUGCCGGAAUUCCUCCCAUAGUCACCGACGAUGCUGAAGAAGAGGGGGCGAGGGAGGAGACACCGAAUGUGUCAAAGCCGGUGAAUUCGGAGGGGCAUGAUGUUGAGGAGGCGAAGGAGGUACCUCCAGACUUCUCAGAGCCGGAGAAUUCGGAGGGAUGUGAUGUUGAGAAGUCCGGGAAUGCGUCCACGUAA